AUAAGGUUUUAAAGUAAGCCCUAAAUUUUUACUUUCCCCUUUCUCACUCCCUCUGUCAAAAAAUUUCCUCUUUCUCCAACAUUGAAGUAGCUCCCGCGCGCAAGGUCGUCGUCCUCACCUCCCUGAACUCCAUUGAAGGAGCUCCAAGCUCAGUUCAAUCUUUUGCUCCUCUCAUUCUCACUCUUCUCCUCCAUUGAAGUGCACUUUGAGUUCUCCAUUAUUGAAGCGCACUCCGAGUUCUCCAUUAUUGAAGCGCACUCCGAGUUGUCCAUUGAAGCCCUGUCUGAGUUCUCCAUUGAAGCGCUGUCUGAUUUCUCCAUUGAAGCGCUCAUAGUUCUCCAUUAAAGCUUGCCCUGCGCAUGAUAAGCUUUGGAUGUGAUUACCAAUGGGCACAAAAAGAUUCUCGCUUUGAUCAAGAGGAAUGCAAGUGAUGACGAACAUGGAGGCAACACAACAUCUGAUGAAAUUCACGUACAUCGGUAGCGGUUACCCAAAUCACAAUACGAUGAAAAGGUAUUUGACGAGGGGUGUGAGUUGUUGUAUUGGUUAAUGAAUUCUGAUGAUGCAAAGUAUGAUACAACAUCGGUACUUUUAAAGGCCUCAAUGUUUAAUUUUGAUAGCGACAAACAGAUUUGGGUAACCGCUACCGAUGUACGUGAAUUUCUAAGAGGAUCGUGGGCUAAUGUUUCAUUAAUUCAUGUUUAUAUCAUGUAUUUAGUAGACAACUUCAUCGACCUUUUCAACAGGACUGAGAUCACAUUCUUUUGUCCUCAACUCAUUUCUGAACAUUCAAUUGAGAAUGAUUACCUUGAAACUUAUACAUAUGUGAAGAAUACAUUUUUGCAUGAAGUAAGAAAGACGGGUAAACGUUGCAAAUUCAUUGUGGCUCCAUAUGUCGCAAGUGGUCAUUGGGUUCUUGUGGUGGUCGAUCUACAAUUAGGUUUAGCUUAUGAGUUUGACUCUAUGAAGCUACCUAAAGAAAAUCCACGAAAAUUGAAAAUUGCCAAGAUUAUGAUGACGGCUUAUAAAGUAUAUCGGGCGAAUUUCACAGGGAGUGAAUUGAAAUCACAAAGGCAAAAAUUGAAAUUCAUACAAAUGGAGUGUGCUCAACAAGGAGGCGUUGAAUGUGGCUACUACAUUAUGAGAUACAUGUAUGAGAUUGUUACUACUCACUUUGAGUGCAAAGGUAUCUUAGAUGAGGAUUUUUGUCCAAGGACCGCCCCGUAUGAUGUUGACGAGUUGAAUGUGGUUCGAGAACAAUGGGCGCAAUACUUUAGAAGUAAAUAUUUAUUGAAUGCAUAACUAUUAGCUUAGGUAGAACAAUGUAAUAUUUUUAGUAUUGUUGUAUAUGUUGGAUAAAUUUAUACAAGUUUUUAUUUGUAAUGUGUUACUACUUCAGUUUUUAUAUUACGUCAUAUUAAUUUUUACGAAA
Chenopodium quinoa (quinoa) is the source of this 1432-nucleotide messenger RNA. RefSeq lists its product as uncharacterized. Gene Ontology annotation, biological process: proteolysis. Gene Ontology annotation, molecular function: cysteine-type peptidase activity. Lineage: Eukaryota; Viridiplantae; Streptophyta; Magnoliopsida; Caryophyllales; Amaranthaceae. The record is from RefSeq and is a predicted model, not a curated record. The transcript is spliced from 8 exons. The coding region runs from base 550 to 1302 and encodes 250 amino acids.